Medioppia subpectinata is the source of this 441-nucleotide messenger RNA. The record is from the annotation of a GenBank genome assembly. Lineage: Eukaryota; Metazoa; Arthropoda; Arachnida; Sarcoptiformes; Oppiidae.
AUGGAGGACGAGUCGGCACAACCGAAGAAGCGUACGUUCAAGAAGUUCACGUUCAGAGGCGUGGAUUUGGAUCAACUGUUGGACAAAAACAACAAAGAGUUGAUGGAGUUAUUCACGUGUCGUAUGAGACGUCGGCUCUCGAGAGGACUCAAACGCAAACCAAUGGCUUUAAUGAAGAAAUUAAGGAAAGCUAAGAAAGAAUGUCAACCUCUGGAGAAGCCGGAAGUGGUGAAGACUCACUUGCGGGACAUGAUUGUGAUGCCAGAGAUGGUGGGCUCUGUGGUCGGCGUCUACAACGGCAAGACAUUCAAUCAGGUGGAGAUCAAACCCGAGAUGAUUGGCCACUAUUUGGGCGAGUUUUCCAUCACUUAUAAACCUGUGAAACACGGAAGACCAGGCAUUGGUGCCACACAUUCUUCACGUUUCAUACCUCUUAAGUAA